AUGUACAGUAGCCUAACCAGUGGUCAUUCAUUCAUAUCGCUUUCAGAAGCAGUUUCGAUUUGGUUGUUACGUGAUUCCCAUUACGAAGGGAAUCUAGGUCAAAAUAUGGCGCAAGGUUGUCCUUAAGACAAAUUCCAGUGAAUAUGCUAGGCUACAACACUGCAUUUUAAACCGCAUUUUAAUGUGUCCUCGAGGCUUUUCGUCUAGCAAAGACGGCGCCCGAUGCACUUUACUUAUGGUUACAAAGUUGUGUUAAUGUGUUAAGGGCAGGUAUAAUUGCAUACUGCACUUCGUUUUUGUUUCGAUGUGAGAAGAUGAAUUUACUAAAUAUCUUUUGUCGUAAGUUAAGAUGUAGGGAACAAUUUGUUUAUCAACUACAAUCCAAAUGUACAACAUCGAUUUGGUGGCACCAGAUUCGAAAGAAAAGUUCUCUUCCACAAAAUUUCACCUCAUACGAGACUCUACGGCAGCUUUACAACCCUCACAUUCCUGAGUUUUUCAACUUUGCCAAAGAUGUGCUGGAUGAGUGGGAGGCCAAAGAGAAGCGGGGAGAGAAGUCAGGGCAGCCUGCUCUCUGGUGGGUGAAUGACAAAAGAGAGGAGAUCAGGUGGAGUUUUGAGGAGUUGGGGUUCCACUCCAGAUGCCUCGCCAACAUUCUCUCAGAGGAGUGCCAGCUUCAGAGAGGGGACAGGGUGCUCCUGAUACUACCCAGAAUUCCAGAGUGGUGGCUGGUCAACAUUGCUUGUCUGAGAACAGGUACGGUUCUCAUUCCCGGUACCUCUCAGCUCACUGCCCGGGACAUCCUCCACCGCCUGCAGACCUCCAGGGCCAAGUGCGUGGUCACGGACGAGUCUCUGGCCCCUCUGCUGGACUCGGUGGCUCCACAGUGCUCCUCUCUUCAAUCCAAACUCCUUGUGUCCCCAAGAAACAGAGAGGGAUGGCUCAACUUUGGAGAGCUCUUAAGGAGAGCGUCGGGAAACCAUGUUUGUGUGAACACAAAAAGCGAUGAGGCCAUGACAAUAUUCUUCACCAGCGGCACCACAGGUUCUCCUAAAAUGACCCAGCAUAGUCACUGUAGCUAUGGAAUAGGCCUCAAUGUCAAUGGCAGGUACUGGCUCGACCUAACGCACAGAGAUGUGAUGUGGAACACCUCAGACACAGGCUGGGCCAAGUCAGCCUGGAGUAGCGUUUUCGCCCCCUGGAUCCAGGGAGCAUGUGUGUUUGUCCACCAUAUGCCACGUUUCGAGUCAUCAACAGUUCUGGAGACUCUGUCCAGUUAUCCUAUAACUACCUUCUGCACUGCCCCCACUGCCUAUCGCAUGUUGGUUCAAGAGGACCUGUCCAGGUUCAGCUUCCCCAGCCUGCAGCACUGCCUGUGUGCGGGCGAGCCCAUUAACCCAGAAGUGAUGGGCAAGUGGAGAGAGGCCAUGGGACUGGACAUUUACGAGGGAUACGGACAGACAGAGACAGUGUUAAUUGCUGGGACUUUUAAGGGGAUGAAGAUCAAGCCUGGAUCUUUUGGCAAACCAUCGCCAGCAUACGAUGUACAGGUCAUAGAUGAUGAAGGAAAUAUUGUGCCUCAGGGGAAGGAGGGAAACUUGGCCAUCCGAGUGAGACCUCACAAGCCUUUCUCCCUGUUCACCGAGUACACGGACGAUACCCAGAGGACAGCAGAGUGCUUCAGAGGAGACUUCUACCUGACCGGAGAUAGAGGACUCCAGGACGAGGAUGGCUACCUGUGGUUUGUGGGGAGGGCAGAUGACGUCAUUCUCUCGGCAGGGUACCGCAUAGGUCCUUUUGAGGUGGAGAAUGCCUUGAUUGAGCACGAUGCCGUGGCUGAGUCCGCUGUCGUCAGUAGCCCAGACCCAGUCAGAGGAGAGGUAGUGAAGGCGUUUGUUGUGCUGUCCUCCGAGUUUAAAACCAGGGACCAUGAUGAACUCAGAGCAGAGCUCCAGACGCAUGUGAAAAGAGUCACAGCUCCUUAUAAAUACCCACGGAAGAUUGAGUUUGUGAACCAGCUUCCAAAGACAGUCAGUGGUAAAAUCAGAAGAGUCGAACUUCGAAAUAAAGAGUGGGAAAGAGGAUGAUUUUCUGCAUUUCUGCAUUUGUAAAGAUAAAUACAGUAAAUGAAUUUAAAUGAAUUCCAUGCCUAAUUGUUAAUGUCUCUGUCGUCUUGUGUUGUAUGUUUGGAAUGCAUUUGAUCAGUAUUGGAUUAAUAAAGCUACAAUUACUUUCAGUUACAGACAGUGUCCCUUUUCCAGUCUCUAGGUGGAGCUAUUUCUAAUCUACUCAGGAUACAACACCUCGUAUAAACACUUCACUUCAAACGCAUACUGAUCCAAGUGAUCAUUAGAUGUGAAGCCUGUGUAGUGGGUCAGGCUUUGUUCAAACUAUCUGUUUGCAUAUUGUACACACAGAUUAUUUUAAUUCAUAAAAAUCAAACCAUUUGUUUUAGAAACAAUGACUUAUGAUUAAAUUCAUAUCAAGUCCUGAUUUCUGAGUUCUUACAUAUAGUUGAACACAGCUGACUACGCUAUACCCUACUCACUUUUUUCACUGACUGAUGAACCCAUUCCGAUCUCAAAUGGGCUGUGUAGUUAUAGUACGCCCAGCUAAUGUCUAAUGCACAUCAAGUGACAUGCGACCUUUGAACUGCCUUCAUAGAAGUCAGCUGGCUCGUAUCAGAUUUAGGCCUGACUCUUCUGAUUAUAUGAAUGUUCUGUAUGUCAUGUGAUAUGUCUUCUUCCUCUGCACUUACGUUACAUGUAAUACUGUUUGUGGUGCUGUACCAACUUAUGUUUUUACAAUGGAACAUGUACUGAUGUCUGAAUGUGAAUAUGAAUAUCCCUAUUGGCCAAUAAAGACUAUCUAUCCAUC
This is a messenger RNA of Alosa sapidissima (American shad), 2877 nucleotides long. RefSeq names its product acyl-CoA synthetase medium chain family member 3 (gene acsm3). The record is from RefSeq and is a predicted model, not a curated record. Gene Ontology annotation, molecular function: fatty-acyl-CoA synthase activity; fatty acid ligase activity. Lineage: Eukaryota; Metazoa; Chordata; Actinopteri; Clupeiformes; Clupeidae. The transcript has 13 exons. Bases 315 to 2087 code for a protein of 590 amino acids. Gene Ontology annotation, cellular component: mitochondrial matrix. Gene Ontology annotation, biological process: fatty acid biosynthetic process; acyl-CoA metabolic process.